This is a messenger RNA of Amaranthus tricolor (Joseph's coat), 2342 nucleotides long. Its product is annotated as protein trichome birefringence-like 14. NCBI's taxonomy places the organism in Eukaryota, Viridiplantae, Streptophyta, Magnoliopsida, Caryophyllales, Amaranthaceae. The coding region runs from base 311 to 1720 and encodes 469 amino acids. Gene Ontology annotation, biological process: xyloglucan metabolic process; xylan biosynthetic process; plant-type secondary cell wall biogenesis. The transcript is spliced from 6 exons. Gene Ontology annotation, molecular function: acetyltransferase activity. Gene Ontology annotation, cellular component: Golgi apparatus. The record is from RefSeq and is a predicted model, not a curated record.
GAGUAUUGAAUCUUUGCACCUUUUUCAAGCAAAAUUAAUGGAAGUCUCAACAUCACAAUUCACAAUUCACAAUUCACAAACCAUACAGUCGGUUCUCUGUCUUUCUCUCUUAAACCCGAAUUUCUUCUUUGCUCCCCCAAAAUCCUAACAUCAUUACCUGUAUUUCACUUUUUUCCCUCUCUUUCUAUCUGCCCACUUCCAUCGAGUGAUCAUACACUCAAUCCUUUGCAAUUUGCACCUAGCUGGGUGAUGUAAAUAAGUUGGUGAGUCGAUUUCCAUAUUGGCAAGGGUGAGGUGACAAGACGAGAGGAUGAAGGGGAGUGUUUUGGGACUGAAGGUUACAAAGCUCUCUUUCGUCCUCAUUACAUUGGUUUGUACUUCCUUUCUUUUAUGGGGAUGGGAUAAAGCGCCUUCUCUUGGUUCGAUCUUUCCCCAGAGCCAAUACCUUAAAGUUUCUUCAGAUAUAUUCACGGGAUCCCUUGAUAAGAACAGUUCAUCAAAUUCAAAGCAGGUGGAUGCCAAUAACUUGUCUGAUUCAGCAAACAAUGAGACAUCAGAUAAACAUGAGGAGGGUUAUAACGAAAAAAGCAAUGAAGAGGACGGAAAACUAUUAGAGGAUAAAGUUUUGAUUUCGUUUGUGCCAGCGGUCUCUCUGAAUGAAAGCUCAUAUCGAGUAGACAAGAAAAACUGUGAUUAUUCUAAAGGGAAAUGGAUUGCGGAUGAUAACCGGCCUUUUUAUUCGGGAGGUCGUUGCUUGCAAUGGCUGUCAGAGAUGUGGGCAUGUAGAUUGAUGGACCGUACUGAUUUUUCAUAUGAAAAGUUCCGUUGGCAACCAAAAGAUUGUGAAAUUGAAGAAUUUGGCGGAAAGAAAUUUUUGAGAAGGAUGCGGAAUAAAACUUUGGCUUUUAUAGGGGAUUCGCUUGGCAGACAGCAGUUCCAGUCUUUGAUGUGCAUGGCAUCCGGUGGUAGAGAAAGGCUUGAUGUCAUUGAUGUGGGUCGGGAAUAUGGUCUUGUCAGAGCUCGUGGUGCUAAACGUCCUGAUGGAUGGGCAUACCGUUUCACCCGCACAAAUACAACCAUCCUUUUUUACUGGUCUGCUUGUCUUUGUGACUUGCAGCCUCUCUCAUCUAAUCGUAAUUCUGAAAUUGCGAUGCAUCUUGAUCGACCUCCAGCUUUCCUUAGACACUUCCUUGAUAGAUUCAAUGUUGUAGUUUUGAACACAGGGCACCACUGGAAUAGGGGCAAGUUCGAUGGAAAUCAUUGGGUAAUGCACGUGGGUGGUGUACCCAACCCGAACAAGAACGUGGUAGAGGCAAAGAAUUUCACAAUCCACCAAAUAGUAAAUUGGAUGGAUUCUAAGCUCCCAACUCAUCCGAAAUUGAGGGCUUUUUACCGUUCUUUGUCUCCCCGACAUUUCUUCAAUGGAGAUUGGAAUACUGGCGGGACUUGUGACAAUAUCAAUCCACUUUCCAAGGGGAAAGAAGCUGUCAAAGAGGGGAGUGGUGAUCAAAUGGCUGCCAUGGCCGUAAAAGGGACAAACGUGAAGUUAUUGGACAUUACAUCUCUUUCCGAGCUUAGAGAUGAAGCUCAUAUAUCAAGGUACACUGUUAAACCACGAGAGUCAACCGGACAAGAUUGCUUGCAUUGGUGUUUGCCGGGGAUUCCUGAUGCGUGGAAUGAAAUCCUUUUUGCGCAGCUGUCGGCUUUAGGUAGAUUUUAGUGAAAUUAGUUUAUAAUCGAUGACUAAGAUAACUCCAAAUGAACAGACCUUUACAUCCGUACAUCAUCUCUUCGGACAUCAAGGUCUUAACUUCAGGUCAGUAUAAAUGCCAGCAGCUAAUCGUUGUGAUGCUUUUGCAACAAUUUCCUCGUCUUUACUCAGAAUUUUCGAUGGUUGCAAAGGAUAGACAUUGCUUGGAUAGAAGAAACUCCGGUGUCGGAAAUAGAUGUCUGUGAAUGGCAAAUUAGCAGUAAGAGUACCAAAUUGUUAGAUGAUAUUACAGUCCUCCUGAAUUUGUUGGCUUGUUUAAAGGGGAAUUACACAUUCUUCCCCUUUAGAGGCCUCAUUUGUUUUAGAUGAUCAGAUGGCCUUGUACCAAUAAUAUUACUGAUAGAUAUGUAUACAGAUUACACUAUGAUCUAUUGAUGUACCUAUUUCAAUUCUUUAGUUGAUUGAAAAAUAUAAUCUCCUUUAUCUGAUGGGGCUAAAGAUUUAUGUUUCUUUGGUUUUAGAUUGUAGUGAAUAUAUUAUUAAAUUUACUUAUUACCACGUGUACUCGUAUUAUGAGUAUUUGCAGAUGAUAUUUGCUACUAAUGAUCAAUCGAAAAUAAUAGCGUUCUUA